Molecule: messenger RNA, 930 nt
Organism: Nakaseomyces glabratus
Lineage: Eukaryota; Fungi; Ascomycota; Saccharomycetes; Saccharomycetales; Saccharomycetaceae
Gene: SLD5
Product: DNA replication protein SLD5
Biological process (GO): double-strand break repair via break-induced replication; DNA-templated DNA replication
Cellular component (GO): GINS complex
Source: RefSeq, a predicted model, not a curated record
AUGGAUAUAGAUAUUGAUGAUAUUUUGGCGGAACUAGACCGUGACACUACAGCAGUUGCCUCGAGCAGUGGACAACAUGGGUUUUUGGAUGCGAAUAGUAGUAUGCAACAUGUUACACAGACUACGGCUUUUGAUUCAUCAUUGCCUCAUGCCAAUAAUUUACAGAAGGACUAUUCACCUGUCACGCCGGAGCAAGAUUACCUACAACUGUUGAAGCACUGGAGAAAUGAAAGGUGUGCUCCUGAAUUACUGCCUUUACCAAAACUACUAGUAUCUAGGAUGUUGAAAAGAAUACAGGAUCAAAUGGAACACAUCGAGAACAUUUCCAUGGGUUUUCUAGAGCAUGAGAUACUGGAGAAAGAUGGAGAAGAAGCAAUUGGUCAAAACGAAUAUCAAAAUAAUGCUCUAAAUAAUGGCAAACUUCCGUUGCUAUGUAUGGAAGCAGAAUUAGAGCGUGUCAAGUUUGUCAUGAGAAGUUAUCUACGAUGUCGUCUGAAUAAAAUUGACAAAUAUAGCUUAUAUCUACGUCAGUUAGGUGAUCAAGGUAUAAAUCUCAUAUCUUUGGAUGAAUUAAUGUCUGAGCAAGAAUUAAAAUAUCACGCCAAGCACUCAGUUAUUCUUUUGAAGUUACUUAAUAACUCAAUUUUGAGGCAUAUGCCCCCAGAGUUACAAGCCAUAAAUGACACAGAGGGUAGCGUAAGCAUGAUAGAAGAACCAAAUUGGAAAAAAUUUGUUUUUAUAUACGUUAAUGGUCCAGCCAAUGUAGCCGAUGAUCCUCAGUUGCAACAGAGCGAGGAUGGCAAGUACUAUUAUAACAUUACUAUCCCCGAGUUUGACGAGAUUGUAGAACUAACAACUGGCAGUAUAUAUGUGAUGAGAUAUGAUAUUGUUAAGGACUUGCUGAGAGACGGUAAGGUAGAACUAAUAUGA